UUGAUUUGGGCUAAAAGAGCUGGAACAUUUCAGCACUAAAGAGAGAGGCUCAUUUCUAACGCUGCUGGAGGCCAUCAAUCCAACCAGCUUCAGGUGUGCCGUGAUGUCACACAGCUAAAGGCUGUAAAAGACAUGAAAGAGGAAAUAGCUGCAGCGGUUUUCUUCACAACCCGACUGGUAAAAAGAUACGGCAGUCUGGAUGCUGAUGGCAGGGAACGUUUCGCUGCUGCUCUCACUGCUGUUCUGUUUGAGAACUACAAGAAUCACUGGCAUCCAGGUGCGCCGACCAGAGGACAGGCCUACAGGUGUCUUCGUAUGAAUCGUGUUCAGCUGAAGGACCCGGUGCUGCAGCAGGCCUGUGAGCGGAGCGCGGUGCGGUACGAGGACCUGGGCCUGCCUCUGGAGAUCACCGUGUGGGUCGACCCAGGAGAGGUUUCAUGCAGGUACGGUGAGCACAGCGCUCCGUUCUGCGUCUCUGUGUUGGACAGUCGGCGAGAUGGGGAAUUUUCUCGUCGAAUCCAGGACGCUGUGGAGCGAGCCAGCCUGGACGUCCAGUCAGGAAGUUCUUCUGAUGAAGACGACUGGGUCCUGGACAAGAGCAUGAGCAGCAACAGCAGCCGCACCUCAACGGGUCCCUGCCCUCCGUCCAGCAUUGAACCCAAAACCAUCCCGACUGUCAGCAACCCCAACAGCGUCUACCGGCAGUUCAGCGAGUUUUCUCCAGGAGCUCCACAGACCUGGCUGAGGGAGAAGAAAGGUUUUCCUGCUGAUUCCUUCUCCUCUGCAGGAUAUCCAGCGUCUCAGUUCUCCAACCAGAAAGGCUUUAAAUCCUAUCGGACCACAUUUACCUUUGCAGGCCCCCGUGUUGAUAAAUACCACUGGAUCUGCAAAUCCCGAUCUUAAAAUAGGCUUUGCCUUCCUAACUUAGUGCUCUAAUCCUUUAAACUAAACUGAAGAUUAACUUUGU
Molecule: messenger RNA, 967 nt
Organism: Cyprinodon variegatus (sheepshead minnow)
Lineage: Eukaryota; Metazoa; Chordata; Actinopteri; Cyprinodontiformes; Cyprinodontidae
Gene: btg4
Product: maternal B9.15 protein-like
Exons: 5
Coding region: 133-903 (256 amino acids)
Biological process (GO): negative regulation of cell population proliferation; negative regulation of mitotic cell cycle
Cellular component (GO): cytoplasm; nucleus
Source: RefSeq, a predicted model, not a curated record